Molecule: messenger RNA, 1651 nt
Organism: Ooceraea biroi (clonal raider ant)
Lineage: Eukaryota; Metazoa; Arthropoda; Insecta; Hymenoptera; Formicidae
Product: pre-rRNA-processing protein TSR1 homolog
Biological process (GO): maturation of SSU-rRNA from tricistronic rRNA transcript (SSU-rRNA, 5.8S rRNA, LSU-rRNA); ribosome biogenesis; endonucleolytic cleavage of tricistronic rRNA transcript (SSU-rRNA, 5.8S rRNA, LSU-rRNA)
Cellular component (GO): preribosome, small subunit precursor; nucleus
Molecular function (GO): GTPase activity; U3 snoRNA binding; GTP binding
Source: RefSeq, a predicted model, not a curated record
AUGGACGCCGGUUACCCCGUCCUCAGUAGCGAUCUCGAAGCCUGCAGGAUGUUUGAUCAGUACUCCUACAAGGACUCUCUUGAUUCCGGAACUCUCGCAGUCACCGGGUAUUUGCUAGGCACCCCGCUAUCGGUUAACGGCUUGGUUCAUAUACCGCUUCGGCGACUAUCAAUGUCACGUAUCGAAAUACUGGAUGAUCCGCAUCCGAUUGAACACGCUGAGCGUGCAAGGUGUUCUUCCGGCGAUGAUCAAAUGGAGAUUCAAGAAGAUUGUCCAAGAAUUAAAAGCACCGAAUUUCCGGAUCCUGAAAAACAGGAAUCUCUCGAGAGUGAGUGUAUUCCUGAUCCAAUGGACGCCGAACAAACAUGGCCCACGGAGGAGGAAUUGGCGGAAGCAGUAGCAAAGAGAAAGAUUACCAAACUUGUACCUCGAGGAACGUCAGAGUAUCAAGCUGCAUGGAUACCAGACGAAGAUGGAGUAAGUCUUGGUGAAGGUUCAGAGGACGUCGAGGAUGUGUCUAUGGAGGAAGUGAGAUCUGAAGUAGACAGUAUCAAAGACUUGGAAGACGAUGAAGAGUACGAAACUAUUACGAUAUCAGAAUCGGGAGUGGAUGGUGAACGUUACGAUCGAGAUAUCGAUGUGCUUGAAGAGAACCAAGCGAUGGAAAAAUUCAAAGAAGCAAAAUUGGACGCACAAUUUCCGGAUGAAGUGGAUACUCCUGGCGGCGUAUUGGCUAAAGUAAGAUUUCAAAAAUAUCGCGGUCUCGAAUCGUUUCGCACGAGUCCGUGGGAUGUAAAGGAAAAUCUUCCUACUGAUUACGCCCGGAUAAUCGAGUUCGCGGACUACAAUCGCAGACGAAAACGCAUUUACAAAGAAAUCGAGGACAUCGAAGGAGUCACGCCGGGACAGUACGUCAAGAUCUACAUUGCGCGGGUGCAAAAAGAGGUUUUCAAGACGUUCGCGACUGGGACUCAACCGCUGAUAGUAGUCGGCUUGCUCGAAUUUGAGCGCAAGAUGUCCCUUCUGAACGUCUUGUUGAAGCAUUCGAAUAGUACUGCGCAGCCGAUCAAGUCGAAGGAAAGACUGAUAUUUCAGUGUGGAUUCAGGCGAUUCGUGGCAUCUCCGAUAUUCAGCCAACACACGAACGGCACCAAGCAUAAGUACGAGAGAUACUUUCAUCCUGACAGUACCGUCGUGGCGAGCAUGUAUGCGCCAGUCACUUUCUCACCGUGUCCAAUUCUCUGUUAUGUCGAAAAUCAGGACGGCAAGCUCGAAUUGAUCGCAACCGGAAGCGUUCUGUCUUCCGAUCCCAACAGAGUCGUCCUGAAACGAGUCGUUCUGAGCGGCCAUCCAUAUAAGGUGAAUAAGAGAUCGGUGGUGGUGCGUUUCAUGUUCUUCCAUCGCGAGGACAUCGAAUGGUUCAAGCCUAUUCAAUUGAGGACGAAAUAUGGACGCAGAGGCCACAUAAAGGAACCUCUUGGCACACAUGGUCACAUGAAGUGUAUCUUCAACGGACAGCUGAAAUCGCAAGACACAGUGCUAAUGAACCUGUACAAACGAGUUUUCCCUAAAUGGUCAUAUGAGCCAUUGCAUACAAUCAUGUAAUUCUAUUCAAAUUAUUGCAAAAUAUUAUAUAUAUCUUAUACAUUUA